Molecule: messenger RNA, 1848 nt
Organism: Phyllotreta striolata
Lineage: Eukaryota; Metazoa; Arthropoda; Insecta; Coleoptera; Chrysomelidae
Source: the annotation of a GenBank genome assembly
CUUUUAGUUAGAAUUCAGAAUUAGCCAAAAUAAAAUACAUAAUGUAAUCGCUUUUUUGAAGGUCGCGAUCUUUAUAUCUGUUUAUUGCUAGUCGACUUCAAUUAUGUUGUAAAGAUAUUUAGUGUGUAAAACUAAAGAAAAAAGCGAAAUAUCUGCAUAUUUCGUUUUUUAAUCAUGAAGGUAAGUGCAAGGAGCCCCAACGGCGAAAAGGAAAAGCAAUGGCCGCAAAUUUUAGCCAUAGUACUCGGUUCCAUUAUCCUCAUAUUAAGCGGAGUAUUAUUCGCCUGGCCAUCGCCAUUCAUACCGAAGAUCAAACAAGACCUUAACUACAACAUAACAGAAUCCCAAGCAUCCUGGUUCACCGUCAUACAACCUCUCGGUCUUUGCGUAGCCUCACCCUUCGUAGCAUCCCUACCGAACAUCAUAGGAAGAAAAACCUCCAUGCUCCUGGUCACCCUCCCUCUCACAACCAGUCUGCUCAUCAAAGCCUUCGCAACCAACCUGUGGCUGUUAUACUUCUCCCGACUCAUCAGCGGCGCCGGCGACGCCCUAAUCUUCGCCGCCCUCCCCGCCUACAUAGGCGAGGUAUCAGUCCCAUCAGUGAGAGGCAUCUGGGGCAACGCGCUGAUAAUCUUCCUCUUCCUCGGGCAGUUCCUGGUGAACGCUGUGGGCAGCUACUGCUCGAUCCGCCUCACCUCCUUCAUCUUCCUCUCGGUGCCCUUGGUCUACUGCUCGACGUUCGCCUUCAUGCCGGAGUCCCCGUACUUCCACGUCCUGCGAGGGAAGCACGAGGAGGCCAAGCGCAGCCUGCGGAUGCUGCGGCGCAAGCUGGACGUGGACAGCGAGUUCGAGGCUAUAAAGUACGCCGUGGAGAAGCAGGCAGAAGAGGCAGGGUCUUGGUGGGAUUUGGUGCGGGUGCGGGUGAACAGGAUGGCUUUGAGGGCCGGGUUGUUGUUGAGGAUAUCGCAGUCGUUCAGCGGGAUCUACGCGUUCGCCUCAUAUACGCAGCUGAUCUUCGAGAAGGCAGGCGGGUCGAUCGAGCCUCGGACGUCGGCCAUGCUGCAGUCGGGGUUGACUAUGUUUAUGUAUUCUUGCUCGUCGUACGGGUCGAAUAUGCUGGGCAGGAGGAGGUCGUUUAUGCUGUCGGUGUUGUUCGGCGCUGUCGUGUUGUUCGCCGAGGCGACUUACUUUCUCGUCGAUGAGCGGGCGGAUUUGGAUUUUAUGAAUUGGUUUCCGUUGGCGGGGAUGUUGUUGUUCGUUGUGGUGUCGUCGCCGGGUAUCGGAAUCCUGCCGACGUUGAUGACUACUGAAUUAUUCGCGACUAGCGUAAAAACUAAGGCUGUUUGCGUGGUUUCGAUGGUGUUUUCUUUGAUGAAUAUUAUUGUUAACUAUAGCUUUUAUUAUUUAGAUGUGGCUGUUGGUGGAUUGUACGGGCCUUUUUAUUUAUUUGCGUGUUGUAACGUCAUUUCGUUGAUUUUAUCUUAUUAUGUACUACCCGAAACUAAAGGGAAAACUUUGGAGGAGAUUCAAGAGGAUUUGAGAAAAAUGUAAAAUAUACUGUUCCACAAAAGUUAAGGAAGUUGACAAAUAUUGAGAUUAAUUUCAAUGUUGCAGGUUUUUUGAUCGCUAAAUUUAGUAGGAUUUGUAGAGGUAGGAACAAAAAAUCCACUUAGAUAUGAGAGAAAACAUUUAAUUUCGCAUAUUUAAAAAUUUGGUGAUCAAAAAGUCUGUAACUUUUAAAAUAAUCGCAAAAUUUGCGAACUUCCUUAACUUUUGUGGAGCAGUUUAUAUCGUAUAGAUUUGCUGUGAUCAGUUUUAUAAUAUUUUGUUUACUAUUUUUAAAUUUUU